AGAGAGAGAGAAAGAGAGAGAGAGAGAGAGAGAGAGAGAGAGAGAGAGAGAGAGAGAGAGAGAGAGAGAACACAGGUUUUUGUUAUCAAUUUUUCGUUUUCUUUGUUGGUUUUGGAGGGAGAAAUGUGGGAUCUAAACGGGUUUCCUGAUCGGAGGGGAUGUUCUUCACCAGUAGAAGGGGAUGAAGAGGAUAGUAACAGUACUAAUAAGGGUAAAGGGGUGGGGUCGAUAUCGAAUUCAAGUUCCUCCGCCGUUGUUAUGGAGGAAGAUGGGGGAUCCGAGGAGGAGGAAUCGGAGAAAGGGAGUCCAAGGAAACGAAGUAGUACAGGUGAUGGGAGGUUGUUUGGUUUUUCUAUGACGGAAAACUCAUCUUGGGACAGCGAUCCUCCAGUCACACGACAGUUUUUCCCGGUUGAUGAUUCCGAGGUGGGACCCACGACCUCCGGCGGAGUUGGUGAAGGGUUGAUCUCGCCGGCUACGACUUUCCCGACUGCUCACUGGUUUGGUGUUAAAUUCUGCCACCAGUCAUCCGAUCCUUUAGAUGGUGUCGCCGCCACAGCAGAUGGUUUCCUCGGAAAAACUACCCCCGCCGCCAUUGUUCCUCAGCCGCUGAAGAAAAGCCGCCGUGGGCCGCGUUCUAGAAGCUCUCAGUACCGUGGAGUCACCUUUUACCGGCGAACCGGCCGAUGGGAAUCACAUAUAUGGGAUUGUGGAAAACAAGUUUAUCUAGGUGGAUUUGAUACUGCACACGCAGCGGCACGUGCAUACGAUAGGGCAGCGAUUAAGUUUCGAGGAGUGGAAGCUGAUAUAAACUUUAAUCUUGAAGAUUAUGAAGACGACGUAAAACAGAUGAGCACUCUAACAAAGGAAGAGUUUGUGCAUGUACUAAGGAGACAAAGUACUGGAUUUCCAAGAGGGAGUUCAAAAUACAGAGGUGUAACUUUGCAUAAAUGUGGUAGAUGGGAAGCUAGAAUGGGCCAAUUUUUAGGCAAAAAGUAUGUGUAUCUGGGUCUCUUUGAUACAGAAGUUGAAGCAGCCAGGGCAUAUGACAAGGCUGCUAUCAAAUGUAAUGGAAAAGCCGCUGUUACCAAUUUUGAUUCAAGUAUAUAUGACAAUGAGCUCAAUUUGACUGAAUGCUCAAACAAUAGCAAUAAAGAUAGCAAUAUAUCAUCGGACCAUAAUCUUGAUUUAAGCCUAGGUGGUGGCUCGGCUUCAAAUAUGAUGAAUGAGGGAGGAGAAAAUGGUCAUUUUACAAGGGAUCAUCAUCAUUCUGACACAAUCCAACUUGGGUUUAGACCUAGUGGAUGGAAUCAGACUAGGACAUCGCAGCUUAUGGACCAUAGAAAUCUUGAAUCUUUUAAUAUUCCGAACGACAUACGUGGAUACAAACAUUUUAUGAGACCCGUUGACUCGUCUAUGCAUAGUAAUAUGUUUGAUCCACCGAUCUUCAACUCAUUGAGUCAUCAAAUGCAGUUUUCAAGCAGCACAAUGCAAGGAGGAAAUAAUUUAUCUGCGGCUUCAAUUGGUGAAAAUAAUAUGAAUGCGAAUGCACCUCCUCUACACCAAAUGUAUGCAAAAAGUGCUGCAGCAUCAUCAGGAUUCCCACAGCAAAGAUUCAAUGUUUGACUACUCCUAACCCCACCACAACCCCCACAGUUGCUGCAC
Lactuca saligna is the source of this 1665-nucleotide messenger RNA. The record is from the annotation of a GenBank genome assembly. Lineage: Eukaryota; Viridiplantae; Streptophyta; Magnoliopsida; Asterales; Asteraceae.